This is a messenger RNA of Prorocentrum cordatum, 3186 nucleotides long. The record is from the annotation of a GenBank genome assembly. NCBI's taxonomy places the organism in Eukaryota, Dinophyceae, Prorocentrales, Prorocentraceae.
AUGUCGGGUGAACCGAAGGAUGGCAACGGCGAGGGACAACGCAGGGCAGAAAAUCUAGCGGGCAGGAAGGAAUUGUCGGAUGGCACGGUGGACUCAGAUGUGUUCACUGGCGAGCAGAAAAUUGAGCUUGAGCAGAUGAUGAAGCAGCAGCUGGCGCAGACGGAGGCCAUGCUGCUGAAGUACCUAGGCAAACACGGCGCGAGCGAGAAGGAAGAGGGUGUUGACCGGCGACCUCGCGAUCCGUGGGAUUCAGAUGACCCGUGGAAGGGUCAAAGUCGGUCGGAGAGCCAGGGCGGAGAAAGAAGAGAAUGGUCUCAAGAAGAAUGGGACGAGUGGAAAAAGGCCAAGGGCGGCAGGUACGAGAGCGACUGGAGGGACCAGAAGUGGGAGAAGGGCGACUACACUGAUCCGGAGGCCUUCAUGGGCUGGUCAGACUAUAGAUUGUGGCGUCGCCGAGUGGUCAGGUGGCUCGACCAGACAGACGUACCGCCGAGGAAGAGGUCCGACAAGAUCCUGAAGGUAUUAGACAGGGACUUGCAGAGAAAAUUCGAGGAUAUCUCAGACGCAGUGUUGCAGUCAGCUGAAGGGCCGAUGACGAUCAUCAAGCGACUCGACAUCAUGAGCGGACAACGCAUAGACGACGAGAAAAGAAGAGCGGGCCGAGAAUGCUUGAUGGGAUAUCGACGCAAAGCGGAUGAAACCCUCUCAGUAUACACGGCAAGGAUGGACCAGAACUUCGAGAGGCUGAAGGGCCAGGGGCUCGAAUUAGACGACAGCUGGAAAAUAUUAUUUCUUGAAGAAGGCAUAGGACUGGAUGAGAGCGGGAUGCAGAUGCUGAAGGUCAUGAGCCGCGGCUCCAAGGACUACGAGGAAGUGAUCGGCGCGGCGAGAGAGAUGGACGUGACACGCAACGAGCAUCUCGGCGCCCGGACGGGCAAGGCCACGGCGGCGACCUACGCACUGCAGGAUGAUGACGACGACCUCUGCGAGUACAGCGACGUAUCUUCCAUGACGUCGGAGCAGGAGGCUUUCGUGCUGGAGUCGAUCGCCGAGGCCGACGUAGACGAGUACGAGUUACCAGAGGUGUUGGCGACGUUGGAAAAGGACAGAAAGAAGACGUGGAAGGAGAACCGGGACUACAAAAGGCACCUUCGAGUGGAUAGAAAAUUCUACCAGACCCCGGGGGGGCCUUCGGGCCCCAGGGCGCCGGCACCGCCGCCGCCGCACCCGGGGAGACGUGACGGACUACAUCGGAGUGCGAAAGGGAUAGUGCGUGAGCGGAAGAGGAGACUUCCGAUCGAGAAACGAAUGAAGAUCACCAAGUGUCAUCGAUGCCACAAGAAGGGACACUGGAGCCGAGAAUGCCCCGAGAAGGGAGACUCGACGGGAGCCGCAGCGGGAAGCGGGUUCGCGCUGCUCAAUGAAUCGGAGCCGAGCUACGCGAUCCUGGCCUCGGAGAACAUCAACUCGAUCAACGCGCGCGGGUUGAUUCACCAGGUUGUGGACCGCAUCAAAUCCGAGAAGGUCGAGGCCAUGAGCCUGCUGGUCACCGGCUCAGGGGGCAUCGUGGUGGACACGGCGGCGGGCCAGGCGCUGAUCGGGCCGCAGGCACUGCAGAGGCUGGAGAAGCGUCUCGGCGAGCUGGGCUUCCGAGUAGUUCGGGUCAAGAGCAAGCACCAGUUCGCGAGAGGUGUCGGCGGGAAGACGCCGGUGCAGUCAGGACUCCUGGUCCCCACAGGCAUCGAGGGCAAGACAGGCAUCAUGGAGCUGGACCUGAUCGAGCAAGACGUGCCGGCCCUGAUGCCGAUCAGUAUGCAGGAGCAGAUGAAGGCAGUGAUCGAUCUCCCGAAGGCCGAGAUGACUCUGAGGGCGCUAGGGGUGACCACCAGCUUGAAGCGGCUGUCGAGUGGUCAUCGCACGAUCGCGAUCGACAAGCUCGGCAGCCCAGAGGAUUUUGAGCUUCCGGAGGCUGUCCGGAAGCGUUUCGGACUGCAGGCGUCUGACUUUCGCCUGAGCUCGAGCGAGAAUGCCAUGGUGACGUACUGGAAUCGAGCCGAGAAAACGUUUCUGCAGGCGAUGACGGGCUCCACCGCGAGCGACAGUGGCGAGCCGCAGUGCGUCAAGUACUUGCUGACCGGAAACGAGCAUCCGAGCGGGCUGUCGGUGGGAGACAAGUUCUGGGCGUACCUCAGCUCCAGGAUCGUGGCCGAUCACCAGCACAAGGGGCUGAAGCUGCUGCACAUGUUCCAGAACGGCCACCAGUGGCCAAUCAAGACCAAGAAGGCGGACAGGUUCUACACGGAGCGCCAGAUGAAGUGCAGUCAUUCCUGGGCACGUCUCAUCAGUUUCGGCAAUUCCCACGGCAGUUGGGAAGUCUGCGGGGACUGCGACAUGAGGGUCUCGUACUUCCAGAAGGCGUCCGUCAUCUACAAGGGGAAGGGCAAGUCGCCUCAGAGCGGCUCGACGGUGCUGAACGCGAGCGACCUCACCAAGCCCCCCGGGGGCAGGGCAUCGGUGAGGAACUCGGUGGAGUGCACGAGGGUCGCUCUCAUGACGACGACGAGCGACCGGGGGCCGACCCAGGGCUCGGAGGAGCCGAUGAGGGUGAAGAAGCGCUCCGAGGAGAUGGUGCAGUAUCGGGCUUUGGAGGCGCCCAUGGAAGUAGACAGCACAGGUCCAGCACGCCCUCGCCAGCACGCCCCUCGUGCGUCGCUGAUCAGCGAGAUCAAGAGCAUGAAAGAAGAGAUGACCAACCAGAAUCACGGCCUGCUCGCCCUGGUGGUGGAGCAGGGAAAAGCCAUUCAGCACAUCCAGGCGGCGCAGCUCGGCAUCCAGGAGAAGCAGGCCAUGAUGGAGAAGCAGAUGGCGAUCGAGGACCAGCCGAAGACGCUGCCGCCGCAGGUGCCGGCCCAGCGGACCAAGCAGUCCCUGAAGGACGGCAGGUGCUUGUAUGGCCUGAGUGAGCUGCCCGAGGACCAUCCCACGGUGAAGGACGGCUUCCAAGAGGGGCGCAGCUUCCACCAGAGGGACAGCUUCCAGGAGGGGUGCAGCUUCCACCAGAGAGACAGCUUCCAGGAGGGGGGCAGCUUCCACCAGACGGACAGCUUCCCCAUCCGGAACGAGAAGUUCAGGGACCCUUCGAAGACCGACCUCAGGGAGCAUCCACCCGCUCCCCGGCUUGCCUAG